This is a messenger RNA of Xiphophorus maculatus (southern platyfish), 857 nucleotides long. RefSeq names its product diablo homolog, mitochondrial-like. The transcript has 6 exons. The coding region runs from base 48 to 737 and encodes 229 amino acids. NCBI's taxonomy places the organism in Eukaryota, Metazoa, Chordata, Actinopteri, Cyprinodontiformes, Poeciliidae. Gene Ontology annotation, cellular component: mitochondrion. The record is from RefSeq and is a predicted model, not a curated record. Gene Ontology annotation, biological process: neuron apoptotic process; intrinsic apoptotic signaling pathway in response to oxidative stress.
ACCUUUCUUCUGCAGUGCAGCAGAACAGUUUAUUGUGGCGGACCAGCAUGGCCGCGCUCUGGAGGAGAUCCCUGUAUCUCAGUUUCCUCAGAAUUUCCUUUCGGUACCUGUCCAGGAUAAAACCUGCUGUCCGGAAAUCCCCCAGAUGGACAAGUGUCCUGGCUUCUCUCGCCGUCGGCGGAAGUCUGUGUGCUGUACCUUUUAAACAGGUUGAAAACCUCUCUCACGACUCCCUGGUGAGACGAGCAGCCUCUCUGGUGACAGACAGUUCAAGCACUUUUCUCUCUCAGGCCACUCUGGCUCUGACUGAUGCCCUCACAGAGUACGCAAAGGCUGUGCACACGCUCAUCGCCCUGCAAAGGCAAUAUUUAGCUUCCCUGGGGAAACUGAGUCCAGCAGAAGAAGAUACGAUCUGGCAGGUGAUCAUUAGCCAGCGUGCAGAGGUUGCCCACAGACAAGACGAACAGGAGCGCUUUGAACUGACCUGGGUCACCGCCGUCAGGCUGUGCGAGGCGGCGGCCGAGGCUGCGUACAUAUCAGGAGCCGAGAACGCGUCCAUCACGGUCAGGACAAACCUUCAGCUGGCCCAGUCCCAUGUAGAGGAGGCCCAGAAAGUCUCACGGGACGCAGAAAAGAAGCUGGCAGAGACGAAAGUCAUGGAGGUCGAGAGGAUGACGCAACACCAGGGGAGUAACGAGGAAGAGGAGACACCCGAGGCCUACCUGAGAGAGGACUGAAACGCACAAUCAUCAGAUCAUUUUAUCGAAUCUGUACCGACUGCUGCUUCUUCUUUUUUUCUGUCGCGUGAGAUGACGAAAGUUAAUUGUUUGUACCGAAAUUAAAAGAAAGCAUGAAAA